CAACACUGGUCAAUGGCUGCUAGCUGGCAUGGCUGGCAUAAAAUAAUUAACUAGCAUAUAUUCUGUGUUAACUAGAACAUUUUAGGCUGGAACACAGGCUGGAAUAUUUUAUGGCUGGAACUGGAAACACUGCCGUUCUUUAAAAGAAGGCACUUGUGAAGGCACUGCUGGAAAUACCCGGAAUACUGCAAAUACACAUAUUUUCUUAAUUUUUACAAUUACAAAGAGGUUUUAUUAAAUGUUUAGGUAUGCUAUGGGUAUGCUUAACUUAGGUCAAUCCAUAUCUAUAUAAGUGUUUGUAAUAUCGACUGGAACUAGAACAGUAAAUACUAAUAGAUCCUAUAUCACUUAUUUCUUACACUUGUCUGAAUAUAUAUUAAACGAAUUAGGUUUAAUAAGUGAUAACAUCUCUGUAUUUGGUCUUCUCCAAGAUAAAACUCCUUACAAAUUUCAAUUCACCGUGACCGUGAUGGAUUUAUAGCUGAACUGAUCAAGGAACUGAUCUCGGGUUAUUUUUUCUCUUUUAGCUACUGAUGUUUUUCUAUUGGAAAUGAUGGAUAACAUAGACGAAGUAAUAGAUUUAAAACAAUUGAAAGAAGCUGAUAAAAAAGUCUAUAAAUGUGCCAUAAGUGGCUUUCAAACGCUACAUAAGGCAAGUCUUCAAAAACACAAGAAAACUCAUUUGGCACCGGAAGAUCGAAAGUUAUUUGCUUGUAUACACUGUGACAAGAGAUAUAUAUCAAAACAAAGCUUACGUCAUCACCUUGAGGAUAAUCAUAUUGAUAUUGUUUCCAGGUCCAAGGCCGCGCGGAAAAAUCUCCAUAAAUGUUCCAUUUGUGGCUACCAAACAAGAAAAAUAUCAUGCUUUGAACGACACCGGGAAACUCACUUGGCACCAGGAGAACGACAGAUGUUUGCUUGUGUACACUGUGAAAAGAAAUGUUCGGAAAAAAGGAGAUUAACAGACCACAUUAUCGAUAAUCAUAUUUAUCAUAUUGAUUCCAGAUUGAAGGUAGGACAGAAAAUAAUCUAUAGAUGUUCCACAUGUAGCUACCAAACCAAAAACAUGUCCAAUCUUAAAAGACACAAGGAUAUUCACUUGGCACCGGAAGAACGACAGAUAUUUGCCUGUGCGCAGUGCGACAACAAAUAUACAUCAAAUAAGAAUUUACUACGUCACGUCAAGGACAGUCACAUUUAUUACAGAUCGAAAGAAGCUGAGAAAGAAGUCUAUAAAUGUGCCAUAUGUGGCUAUCAAACGCUAGAUAAGCCCAAUUUUUACAGACACGAGAAAAUUCACAUGGCACCGGAAGACCGACAGUUGUUUGCGUGUGUACACUGUGAUAAGGAAUAUACAACAAAACAAAUCUUACAACGUCACCUUGAGGAUAAUCAUAUCGAUUCCAGAUCGCAAGCAGCUGAGAAAAAAGUCUAUAAAUGUACCAUGUGUCACGCUCAAACGCGCAAAGAGUCACAUCUUCGCCAGCACAUGAAAAUUCAUUUGGCACCGGAAGACCGAGAGUUUUUUGUAUGUACACACUGUGAUAAGAAAUAUAUGACAAAGAAAGCCUUAAAAAGUCACCUUGAGAAUAAUCAUACUGAUUCCAGAUCGCAAGCAGCUAAGGAAAUAGUCUUUAAAUGUGCCAUUUGUGACUUCCAAACGAUACGCGAGCUAAAUCUUCACAACCACAAGAAAAUCCACUUGUCACGGGAAGAACGACAGCUGUUUCCUUGUACGCUUUGUGAGAAAAAAUAUUCAACAAAAGGCUACUUACAGUCCCACUUUAUAAACAAGCAUUCUGAUUCCAGACCGAAAGAAGCUGAGCAAAUGGUCUUUAGAUGUGCCAUAUGUGGCUUUCGAACGCUACGUAGUACAAGUCUUCGCAGUCACAAGAAAAUUCACAUGGCACCGGAAGAACGACAGUUGUUUGCAUGUACGCACUGUGAUAAGACAUAUAAAUCAGGCCAUUUCUUACGACGUCACUUUGAGGAGAAUCAUGUUGAUGGCAGAUCGCAAGUAGUUGAGAAAAAAGUCUAUAAAUGUGCCAUAUGUUUCUUUGAAACGCUACAUAAGGCAAGUCUUCGCGACCACAAGAACACCCAUUUGGCACCGGAAGAGCGACAGUUGUUUGCAUGUGCACACUGUGAUAAGAAAUAUACAUCAAAACAAAACUUACGUCAUCACAUUGAGGAGAAUCAUAUUCAUUCCAGAUCGGAAGAAGCUGAGGAAAAAGUCUUUCAUUGUACCACAUGUGGCUUUCAAACGCAAUAUAAAUCAAAUUUUCUCAGUCACAAGAAAAUUCAUUUGCCACUGAAAGACCGACAGUUGUUUGCAUGUACACACUGUAAUAAGAGAUAUACAACAAAACGAGGCUUACAACGUCACCUUGAGGAUAAUCACACACAUAUUGAUUCCAGAAAUGCCGAUUGUACAUCUUCAACUGAUGAAGUGAUAUUAGAUGCUUUAAAAAUUGAAAUUGAUGAUAUCGCUUUGCCUUUGGAUGACUCUAAAAAUUCUGAAUGUUUAGCUGUGACUAAUGACAUAAAAUCGGAAGAUUUUAUAAAAACAGAACCUGAAGAUGUCGCUCCGAUUAUGAAGACAGACGUGCACGAUGACUUUAAAAGUAGCGAAAAUGAAUCUGCCACUCGAAAUGUGAAGCUAGAAGAUUUUAUAAAAAUGGAACCCGACGAUGACGUCUGACGUUUGUGGAUAAAGAUACGCAUUUUUAGAUGAAGAAAAUAUUCGUAACACUAAAAAUUUUGAAAAGUUUAA
This is a messenger RNA of Sitophilus oryzae (rice weevil), 2773 nucleotides long. Its product is annotated as gastrula zinc finger protein XlCGF26.1-like. Lineage: Eukaryota; Metazoa; Arthropoda; Insecta; Coleoptera; Curculionidae. Gene Ontology annotation, molecular function: RNA polymerase II cis-regulatory region sequence-specific DNA binding; DNA-binding transcription factor activity, RNA polymerase II-specific. Gene Ontology annotation, biological process: regulation of transcription by RNA polymerase II. Bases 551 to 2701 code for a protein of 716 amino acids. The transcript has 14 exons. The record is from RefSeq and is a predicted model, not a curated record. Gene Ontology annotation, cellular component: nucleus.